GGCCGGGUUACAGCUCGCGCCCCUCGCUCCGCUCGCCCGCCUGCGGCCGACCCCGACCCAGCCGUGUCGCGCUUGGCAGCCUGCCAGCCCGUUUCGGGGCGGACAUUGUGAACGCUCUGUGGUGAUAGGGGUCGUGCGAGUGACGGGGAAGUGAUUUUGUUGACUGAGUCUGAGUGAAUUAAAAUGCCUGAUUCAUCGCCAGUCACGGAGGAAGCUCUGAAGCGUGCCUUGAUGGCUUGCUUCAGUGACAACGAGAUACGCAAAUCUCUGCGUGACAUCUUCAAAGAAGAGCUCGAGUCUCGCGACAAGGAGAUCAAGCAGCUCAAGGAGCAAGUCAAUGAGCAGAAGAAAAUCAUUGAAGCUCAAGCUGACGCGAUUGACGACAUCGAGCAGUACUCGCGUCGCAACUGCCUGAACUUUAACGGCGUGACGGAGACGGCUAACGAGAAGCCGGUGCGUCUGGCGAUCGAUCUCGGCCGGACGCUGGGAGUCCAGCUCCAGCCCAGCGACAUAGACCGGGCUCACAGGAUCGGCAAGCCGCAGACCGCACAGGACGGCUCCGCUCGCGCCCGAUCGCUGAUUGUCAAGUUCGUGUCCUACACGAAAAGGGAUGAAGUCUGGCGUGCUCGCAAGAAGCUCAGGACGGCGCUCCCGCCCAGACAAUCUUGUCUGCCGCAGAACGCGACCACGAACGCAUACGUGACCGAAAAUCUCACCAGACGCAACCAGAAGGUUAUGUACGCGGCUCGCCAGUUACGCAGAGAAGGCAAGAUCUGGGCAGCCUGGAGCGACGACUGCGUUAUGAAGAUCAAGACGGCUCCCAACGCUGCAACACAGAAGAUCAAGUCCGAAGAGGAUCUUCGUCGGAUCAUGGAACGCACGGAGACAGCUGGACGCCAGACAGAUACGGCGGCACCGUCGCAGGAUCGAGAGUCGCAGUCGUUCGCAGCCGCGGCUGCAGCGCCGCCGGCGCCCGGUACCCAACCCGAUACCCACCAGUGAAGGGAAGUACAACACACGAAGGUAAACUACCAUAUGGUAGCCUGUUUCCUUUCGUUGAACCAGCUUCCAUAUUGUGAACAAUGACAGAUCUUGCGCAGGUGCUACGUUCGUGACGCACUGCAUUCCGGCCAAGUCUGUGCAGUGCUUUGACCUUGUUUUGUUUUGAUACGGUCUCGAUUUGGAUUGAGUUGAAUAUUGAUUCAGGAUAUCAACAUUGAGUUCAAGUUAGUGUUUAUAUUGAUAAACAGUGGACUUGGAGGAGAGGAUAUUGCACCAGCACCACUCAUUCCAGCAUGAUCAGUAUUCAAAGAUGAUAAACUAUCACUAUGGAGUUUUGGUUUGUAUCAGUAUCAUGAUCUGCUAGACAACAUUCCUAGAUGAUUCAGUGUGUAGAUGGAUAGAAGGCUAAGGAAGCAGAAGUACAGGGUUGCAUAGAAACAAUACUUGUUUUGUUUAUUAGACUCAACCCAACUUCCUACACAGAACAAUGGGUAGGUUCCUGGUCCAGUGUCAGUGUGUUCUUAGUUGUUGUUCAGUCAUUCGGACAACCUGCAGUUUGUUUUGUUAUCAUGUCAUGUUCAUCGCUCAUUGUUCACUGUCAUUGUUCAUCAUUGUCUGCCAUCAAUCUGUAUGCACAUCUUCUACUGUAGCUUGUGUGUUCCUUGAAUCAAAUGUAUCCGUAUCUACCUGGACAAUGCCAAUGCUCAGUUGGACGAUCCAGUUUGUAGAUGGAUGGGGGCCAGGGGAGACAGCUGAAGUUCAGGGUCACAUAGAAAACCAGACAUGCUGUGUUAACUAGAUUUGCCCUGGCUACCCACGCUGAAUUCAGGCUUAGCUGGUCCAGUGCCUUCUUUGCUGGUGUUCAGACAACCCGCAGUUUGUUUUGCUACCUACCAUGUCAUGAUCACUGCCCAUUGUCCAUUAUCGUUGUUCAUUAUCGCCUGCCAUUAAGCCAUAGCACAUCUAUUAUAAUUUGUGUUCCCUUGGAGUCAUUUGGUUAAAUAUGAUUAGAUGUUUCUUUGCUAUAUCACUAAUAUGUUACUGCAUAUCACUUCUGUUGAUGUAUCUUUCGUUCCCACCUUGAUCUCAGCCACCCUGUCACUCGCACGACCCUGACGUUCUUGUCUAUAUGCCCACAGCCUCCAGAAGCUGCCAGGAGCCCGCCACUGGUUCUUCAUCUUUCUAUCUCCAAAUUGAAUCUUCUCGCCUUGGCUUUCACCAUAGUUAUUUUGAGAUUCCUUGGCGGGCGCCGGCAGCUGACGGCGGCUGAUGGCGGACCUGGGCGUAUGCCGCUGCGUGGACGGCGGCCGCACCUCGUUCGACUUUGCCUCUGUUUACCGGGCGGGGUGCGGCCGGCGGCUGCGCGGCGGUGGGCGCCCGGUUUGCCUAU
Amphibalanus amphitrite is the source of this 2392-nucleotide messenger RNA. RefSeq lists its product as uncharacterized. The transcript is spliced from 2 exons. The record is from RefSeq and is a predicted model, not a curated record. NCBI's taxonomy places the organism in Eukaryota, Metazoa, Arthropoda, Thecostraca, Balanomorpha, Balanidae. Bases 184 to 1002 code for a protein of 272 amino acids.